AUACGGAGGGCGGUGCUUCUGAUAAACAGUUGUAUGGAGUGGUGCAGCUGGUUGAAUUACACAGCGUUUUGCAGUUCGGGAUCGGAAGAAGGAGCGGAUAUUCGAGAUGUUGAAGGUUCUCUGUCUGUCUGUCCUGGCUCUGGCCUCCGCACUUCAAUGCCCUGAUGGAGGGAUGUGCGCUGAUGACAGUACCUGCUGCAAGACCCUGAGUGGAGGACACGGCUGCUGCCCUCUCCCGAGUGCUGUGUGCUGUUCAGACCACUUGCACUGCUGUUUUGAAGGCAUGAUCUGUGACCUUGUCCAUUCAGAAUGCCUCAAUAGAACCGCUGUUCUACCCUGGCUGGAAAAAGUUCCUGUGCCCAGGCCAGAGUUCACCCAGGGUAUUCGUUCUUUCCCCAUGGUUCAGACAGGCUCCCUGGAUGGCAUUUCUGAGACUGUGUGCCCAGACAACUCUCCAUGCCCCUCUGAAUACACCUGUCUACUCACCCCCACUGGAGUGUAUGGCUGUUGCCCCCUUCCUCGGGGGCUGUCGUGUGCUGAUGGGAAACGCUGUUGUCCAGAAGGUUAUGAAUGUAGCGGUGAUGGAAGCUCCUGCACUCGACAUGCAGAGGUCUCUGUUGUUGGUGCUGUGAUUUGUCCGGAUGAGGAAUCGGAAUGUCCUGAUGAGACGACCUGCUGUGAGCUGCCAGGUGGGUCCUGGGGCUGCUGUCCAAUGGUGAAGGCUGUGUGUUGUGAUGAUAAAUUGCACUGCUGUCCUGAGGGCACCAGAUGUGACAUUGCCCACUCCAAGUGUGUGGCGCACGAACGAGAGACCCCCAUGUGGGGCAAACUGCCUGCGAGGAAGAGGGCGAACUGGGAGAACAAUAAAGUGACGAAGGUAGAAUCUGUUGCUUGUCCAGAUGGAAAGAGCCAGUGCCCAGAUGGCACCACCUGCUGUCGCAUGCCAAGUGGCCAGUAUGGCUGCUGCCCAAUACCUAAUGCUGUAUGCUGUACAGACCAUGAACACUGCUGUCCUGCCGCCAGCACAUGUGACCUGAAACGCGACACGUGUACAUCUGCAAACGGAAAAACCCCGAUGCUUAAAAAGUUUCCGGCAAUCGUGAGAGAUGCCAGUGGUGUGCAGUGUGAUGACACAAGUGCGUGUGCUGAUGGCUCUACUUGCUGCAUGACGCAUGCCGGAGGCUGGGCUUGUUGUCCUUUACCGAAGGCUGAGUGCUGCAAUGACUCUAUGCACUGCUGCCCCAAUGGCUACACCUGUAACGUACCAGCAGCUUCUUGUCAGAAGGGGGAGCUAUCUUUUUCCUGGGUCUCGAAGAUUCCAGUAAUGGAGAAGAAGGCUAGCAGAACAGGAGAGGGAGACGUCAAGUGUGAUGACAUCGCAUCCUGUACAGACGGCACUACCUGCUGCAGGAACGAGGACUUGGGCUGGGGGUGCUGCCCCUACCCCAAGGCUGUUUGCUGUGGUGACCACGAGCAUUGCUGUCCAGAGGGCACCGUCUGUGACCUUGCCGCUGGCACCUGUAACCAGGGUGGAUUCUCUGUGCCCUGGCUGGAGAAGAUUCCUGUCCGCACAAGCGAGCCCAACGAAGAGAAGUGCGACGAUCAGGCCAGCUGCCCUGGUGGGAGCACCUGCUGUAAACUGAGCACUGGAGACUGGGCCUGCUGUCCACUGCCACGGGCUGUGUGCUGUACAGACCACGAGCACUGCUGCCCCGAGGGAACCAUGUGUGAUACCGAACACAAGAAGUGUGUGUCUGCAGAGGGUGAAACAACGAUGAGCAAGAAGUUUCCAGCUAUGAAGAAAAACUCCAACACUAAAGCGGGCGAUGUGGAGUGCGACAACACAACCGCGUGUCCUGAUGGGACUACCUGCUGCAAGACCGCCAAUGGAAGCUGGGCCUGCUGUCCUUUACUUAAGGCCGUUUGCUGUGGUGACCAUGAGCAUUGCUGUCCAGAGGGCACCGUCUGUGACCUUGCUGCUGGCACCUGUGACCAGGGUGGAUUCUCUGUGCCCUGGCUGGAGAAGAUUCCUGUCCGCACAAACAAGCCCAACGAAGAGAAGUGCGACGAUCAGACCAGCUGCCCUGAUGGGAGCACCUGCUGUAAACUGAGCACUGGAGACUGGGCCUGCUGUCCACUGCCACGGGCUGUAUGCUGCGAUGAUCACGAACACUGUUGUCCUAAAGGCUACGAGUGUGAUGUUGAGCAGCAGACCUGCGUCAAGCAAGGCCUGAGCAUCCCCUGGGUGACAAAGAGACCCCCCAUGAAGCUGCUGUCUGCAGACGAGAACGUGUGCGACGAGCACACCUGCCCUAAGGAAAUGACAUGCUGCGAGAUGGGAACAGGGAGGUGGGGCUGCUGCCCUCUACCACACGCGGUGUGUUGCCAGGACGGUUCUCACUGCUGCCCCUCUGGCUACACCUGUGACGUCUCACAAAGAUACUGUCAGAAAGGGGGCCACACGGUGCCUUGGUUCAGUAAGGUAGCUGCUUCUCAGAACCCCCGGUCUCUCUUGGAUGUGAAGUGUGACCCACAGAUGAGCUGCGCUGCUGGAUCAACUUGCUGCAAACUGCCCACUGGCAAGUGGGGCUGCUGCCCGCUGAUCAAGGCGGUGUGCUGUGAAGACCAAGAGCACUGCUGUCCCCAGGGUUACCAGUGCAACAUGAAGACCAGCACCUGUGAAAGACAAAGCCUGGUCCUCCCCUGGGUCUUUCAGAAAGAUCCUCUCUACAGCCUCUCUGCUGCCUCUCCUGACUCCAGGGGUAAUGACAAGUGUGACGAUCAGCACUACUGCUCAGGCCAGCAAACCUGCUGCAAGACUGCUGCUGGGACCUGGGGCUGCUGCCCCUACAGCCAGGGUGUCUGCUGUGAUGAUCUCCAGCACUGCUGUCCUGAUCGCUACACCUGUGAUGGGUCUGGUGGAAAGUGUGUUCAGGGCAAUGGCCCGAGCUGGGAUGUGUUGUUCUCUCACAAAAGGAGGCUGUUUAACACCUUGUAAUAUAGCUGUGAGCCACACGCUCCACAUCCCUCCGAAUUAGCAGCUGAUAGAAAGAAACACUAAAUUACAAUUGGAUUUCUAGUGUGAAAAUUCACGAGUGGGGUAUGUUCUUUACUGCUGUGAGUGCAUUGGGAAGAUUGGAACCGGUCUUUUCAUGGUUAGUUUUUUGUUUUUUAACAAAGCUUUGGUGAUAGUGUAUUUGUAAAGUCAACUCUGUUCCAAUUACAUUGCAGUUGUUCUACUUUUUAAUUGGAUCAAUUAAUUCUAUUUGUCUAUCACAGUACAGCUGUACCAUUUGAAGUACAGCCCUAUUCACAAAACUUUAACUCCAUUAGUUAUUUAAAGAAUGCUCUAUUUUAAUUAUGCUUUGUGAAUACUAGGAUUUUAGUGAACUUGACUUUCAAUGGUACAGCUGUUUCAGAUAUACAGAUACUUUGAAUUGCUCUCGCUAUAAUGGCAUUGUUUUGUGUUUGAUUUCAGGGGAAUUCCUGUGUUCUGUUCAGUGCCUAAGCGUUUACUCAUAAAAAAAUGCAAUUUAUUAGAUUAAACAAAAAUGAUAAAGGAGCUGACCAACCUGAUUGAAUUGAAAUAAAGAAUUUUAUCAAGCUUGAAAUGUUUUUAAUAUUAAAUAUAUACAUGCUGCAGUACAGUACUUCAGUUAGGCCAGUAUUUACCUUGCUAAUUCUACAAAAAGAAAGAAAAAAAAUGAAAUUUUCUGCUGAUGGGUUAAAGUAAGACGCAAUUAACUAUUCUGUCAAGACUUUUCAGAAUUACUUGCAUGCUGUGAUCUGCAUUCCACCAGGGUAAGACACAGAUGGAUAUUUACAGGAGCAUUUUGCUGUUUCUGGUUGUCCAUGGAUUACCCCUAAUAAAUAAAUAAAUAAGUGAAUUUCCUGGUACAGCAAAAUACUAUCCCAAAACAAAAAUCUGUGACACUGUGUGGUGUAGAUGAACAUUUCAACAGGUACUCUUCUGAAAUUCAGCACCACGUUGGCAGGGUAUUACAGGUCACUAUACUAAUACUGGCAAAAGAAAAGCUGAUGAUGAAGAAUAUAGACUUCUUAAAAGGGUCAUGUGUUUGAAUAGAAAGUUAAUCCUAUAUCCUCUUAUACAUGUUAGCAAUUAUAUAGGUUGCUCAACUCAAUCCAUGUGUAAAAUUUUCGAUGACCUACUCUUGAUCUGAGUUAUGUUUAUAACUAGUCAGAUGUAUUAAAUUCAUUUCAAGCAGCAGUUCAUUUAUAUUGAAUCCUAGGAGUUAUCAGUAAGUGCUGCUUCUUGUAAGUUAUCACCAUAUAAGAAAGGAAUGUUUUGCGAAUUGAGGUUUUACUUUAAGUGAACUGGAUGCAGAUUUUCAAAAGGAAGUGAGAUAUUUUAUAGUGUGUUUGGUUUUAUAUUAAUACACAGUGGUACUAAUACCCCAGUAAAGCAUAGUAAAACAUGUUCAUGUUUUCAGGCUGGGCAGGUGAGCUCAUUGUAAAGCAAUGCCUUUCCAAAAAGAGAAAAGGAUUGCAUUCAAUUACUGUGGGUUGUUCUCUAUUAUCACGAUAUACCAGUGCAAUUUGAAAUAGAAAUAAAACACAUUUAUACAAUG
Molecule: messenger RNA, 4589 nt
Organism: Polyodon spathula (Mississippi paddlefish)
Lineage: Eukaryota; Metazoa; Chordata; Actinopteri; Acipenseriformes; Polyodontidae
Product: progranulin-like
Exons: 19
Coding region: 107-2998 (963 amino acids)
Cellular component (GO): extracellular region
Source: RefSeq, a predicted model, not a curated record